GCGAUCGCUCCUGCAGCUGUUGCGACUUUGCAUAUUGUCGCAGACCCUGGGCAGAUCACACCUGCAGUAAAAAGGAGUUGUGGCUGAUGCACGCGCUAGCGACUCGCCACACGGACCUGUUAUAUCGUCAUCGUUGAAUAGUCACUCUUCCGUGAACCCAAAAGAAUGGUACGCCUGUACAUCCUCCGGGGCGCCUGAUGACUCCGGCUACCAGUUGAGCAUAUCAUCAAGAUUGAGACGGCCGCAUGUAAAGACAACACGCAUGCGACUAUACGACCCAAACAAUCAUUAACAGACAUGGCAACACUCAGUACGCUGCCUAAUGAGAUCAUCUCGAUCAUCGCCAGUCACUUUGACCGGCCUCGAGAUCUGCUGCACCUUGCCUUGACAAGUCGCCGAUUGUCACAAUUUACGACCUUGGAUGGAUGGAAAGCUCUGCUCAGAGGGCGCUUUCACAUCAAUGGACUAGACACAGAUGCGCGUAACUCCGUACAUGGCUUGGCGACUCUCUACCGCAAUUGGAAUAGAAAAGGUUUCGUCGCCAGAUAUUUAGAGCCCAGCGUCGAGACCAUAAGUUUAAACACAUGGGAGUCUGCACCAUGGAGAGGGCCUCGAGGGCAGACUAUGGGGUACCAGCCCAGCAUCGACAGCUAUGAAGAGACGUUGGGUUCGUGGGAACAGAGAAGAGAGGUUUUGACGUGGUCGGCUGGCACCCAGAUCGUCAUGAGAGUGAAAGAGACGGAGUCGAAGAAAGACUCAGGCAGGAAACAGCACACCACUCGGACCAUCGACUCGUUCGGGCAUGCAAACUGGUGGUAUACAUACAAGGUACCUGACAGUGAUGAAGGAAGAGAUGACAUUACGAGUCUACGGCUCCUUCAGCCACAUCAGAAAGAGCAAGGUUUCGAGUCAAUGGUUUUCGGCACAGCUUCUGGGCAGCUUGCAAGACUUGAUGUCGAUCCACAGCAAUCUCAGACAAUCGAGCAAAACUUCGACACUCUCGAUCGAUCUGUUGGCGCUCUGACUGUUUCCUCCUCCAGUACACCACUACUGGCUGCCACUCUUGGGGAUGCUUUACUUUCCCUCUUCCCACUGGAUUGCGACGUAUCAGAGCACGCCGUGGAAGCCGUAUCAGAGGUGACACCGAGCAUUCACGGGGCUCGCACUGGUCGAAUUUGGUCUUGCAAGUUCCUGUCAGAAGACAAAGUUGCCAUCGGUACUGGUCCAUCCAGCGCGCCGAUUCAAGUGUACAAAAUCACAUCGGACGGCUUUCUGUCUGAACCCUACCGGUCUCUCACGCUAGGCACAUCGCGAACAUCGCAAACCUCUAUCUACCCAACAAUUCCUGUAUCAAGCCGCACCCAAGGCGGAUCAGAAGCCGGCAACGUUUUUUUGUCAGGCGGGUACGACGGUAUCGUACGACUGCACGAUCUACGCUCAUCCCGAGACGUCGAGAGCCUCUACUGGGAUCCUACAAACGACUCCUCAAUCUACUCUCUCGCCACACAAGGCCUCGAGCGCAUCGUCGUAGGCGUUUCGAUGCACAGCAUGCUCAAAGUCUUCGACAUGCGUCUUGCCGGGUCACACGCCUACCACAGCAUCUCCUUUCCAAAAGAGAAAAGCGUUAAGCCUCGGGGUCACGACUAUGCCGCCAACGCUAUCGUCAACGAUACAAAGGACGCUGCGAAUGCGAUCUGCGGCGGCUGGAACCUCUAUUUGAACCCUCGUAAUCCACCAAAGCGUGGCGCCUACCGCGAAGACUACUGGCGCAGCCGUGAAGACUCACCGGUGUACAGUCUCUCAAUCCCAUCGGUGACAAGUCUGAACUUGUACGCUGGCCUUGAGGGUACGAUCCAGAAUCUCACGUUCCACGGUAUCGCUGAUCCGUACCCUGAUACCUUGCUUUCACGAACUGUCACCGCAGAUGGUAGCAAGGUGGACGUGACAUCAGCAAACGACCCUCGUGGCGACGCACUCAAUCUAGGCAUGUAUGAGCAAGGCGGCGAAGCAGGAGUGGGCAUGCAUCUGCUAGUCCAGGACGAUAUCACGACCGAGGUCACGCAGAGACGCUUGGUGGGAGAGGAUGCGAAAUAUAGAGGCCUUGAUGAGAGAUGGAAGGACCUGCGAGAUGAGAAAGACAGAUGGAUAAGAGGCGUGCAUCAGAGUCCAAGGCUGAACAAUAGAGGUGGGAGAGGUGGUAGAGGUGGUAGAGGUGGUAGAGGUGGUAGAGGCAGAGGCAGAGGCCGCGGACGCGGCAGUGGAUCGUAAGCGAACAUAAGAUUCAUCAUACUUCAGAGCAUAGCUUUCACCUGCGCACAGCCCAACAGAUGACUUGAAAC
Molecule: messenger RNA, 2339 nt
Organism: Didymella exigua CBS 183.55
Lineage: Eukaryota; Fungi; Ascomycota; Dothideomycetes; Pleosporales; Didymellaceae
Exons: 1
Coding region: 298-2268 (656 amino acids)
Molecular function (GO): protein binding
Source: RefSeq, a predicted model, not a curated record